AUGCUGGUUUUAGCAAUUUACACUCUAUGUGUCGCUGCGUCAGGUAGAGCCGUCGCACAGCAAAUUCCUCUGCUGCCUGGAAGUGCAAGUGGCCUUCGAGAUGUGCCUGGCGACUCCAUUGUUAAAUUGUGUAAUGAGUCGAAUGAAGAAAUAGAUGUCUUUAUCUGGGGAAAUUCGACUCGUAACCUUUCGAGAAACUCAACCGUCGAUUAUCAGAUCAAUGCAACAGCGAACACAGGAGACUUUGGAACCCUUCGUGGUACAUUUAAUAUUUGUGAUUACCUUGAAAAGAUGCACCAGCCUCCGAACUCGAGCGUCCCUGAGAAAGCAUGUCCUCCUCGCGAAGGACCGAUCUAUAUUGAUUAUGCAUUCUGGUUUGCAGACUUUCUAGUGGCCCCAGGACAAUGGAGCAUAAAAUUUGAUGCAAAGACGCCAGAAGGAGACAGAAUUUACUGCCUGGAGACGGAGUUUGAUCUCCAGUGUCCUUCAGAACAUGAUGGGCCGGAGUGUCUCCGCGACGUAUCCGACACUCCCUCACCUGGUGCCAUUAUUUUGGUGUAG
Messenger RNA from Mollisia scopiformis, 561 nucleotides. RefSeq lists its product as uncharacterized. The transcript has 4 exons. The record is from RefSeq and is a predicted model, not a curated record. NCBI's taxonomy places the organism in Eukaryota, Fungi, Ascomycota, Leotiomycetes, Helotiales, Mollisiaceae. Bases 1 to 561 code for a protein of 186 amino acids.